UGGCAACUCAAUACUGGAACGUCAAUGUCAAAUGACAAUCUGUCAGAAAUAGUGACGUUUGGAUAUUGCUAAAAUGACGUGGAGAUGAGGUUAUGAAUUUGUUGAAAAAUAUCUGUUUUACAUAAAUAAAGUGAUUAAACACUUAAUUUAAUUGAUAAGUAGCCAAAUAGCACAAAAAUGAUCGAGAUCACAGACACACAGAAAAUCGGAGUGGGUCUUGCCGGUUUCGGCAUGACCUUCCUCUUCUUAGGCGUUCUCCUACUCUUCGAUAAAGGUCUACUCGCCAUAGGAAAUAUCCUCUUCAUCAGUGGUCUGGCGUGUGUAAUAGGCCUGCAGCGGACGUUUUUCUUCUUCUUUCAAAGGCAUAAAAUUAAGGCCUCUGUCGCCUUCUUUGGAGGGAUCACUAUCGUGUUACUAGGAUGGCCAAUGAUCGGCAUGAUCGCUGAGAUCUACGGAUUCUUAUUACUAUUCAGAGGAUUCCUGCCAGCAGCUGUGAACUUCUUAAGGAUGGUGCCCGUCCUAGGAUCUCUGCUUAACCUACCGAUCAUAAGAGGGGUCGUCGACAGGAUAGCUGGUGACAACGGUCGGAACAUGGACGGCCAGUCGUAAUAAUCGAAAUUCAAUACGUCGUGAUCAUCGUUUAUAGCAUUCCUUUAAUAUUAAUUUUAAUAAAGAUUUUAUUUUCGCAUUUUAUUUUUGA
Molecule: messenger RNA, 700 nt
Organism: Spodoptera exigua (beet armyworm)
Lineage: Eukaryota; Metazoa; Arthropoda; Insecta; Lepidoptera; Noctuidae
Source: the annotation of a GenBank genome assembly